Portunus trituberculatus (swimming crab) is the source of this 375-nucleotide messenger RNA. RefSeq names its product protein TRACHEARY ELEMENT DIFFERENTIATION-RELATED 7A-like. The record is from RefSeq and is a predicted model, not a curated record. The transcript has a single exon. NCBI's taxonomy places the organism in Eukaryota, Metazoa, Arthropoda, Malacostraca, Decapoda, Portunidae. Bases 1 to 375 code for a protein of 124 amino acids.
AUGGGGAGGAAGGGAUCAGCAGGUGGGCAUAUUGGAGAUGGGGGAGGACCAGAGGGGGAGGUAAAUAUACUAAGUAACGGUACGGUCAAGGCCACCUACCUCCCGUGCAUCCCCCCUCCCCACCAACCUUCUCUACUUACCUCCCCACCACCCAUGCAUGUCCCACCCUCUCCCCACACCCCUCCUCCAAACACUCCCCAACCGGACCCGUCACUAUUCUCCCUCCUAGUUCUCUUCCCCCCAAAUCUUCUCCCAACACCCCACAGCAAUGUCUUAGCACCCCCUCCCCCACUUCACCCCCUCCCCACCUCUCCUCACCCCGGCUUCAACCUUCCUCACCCCAACCGUCCUAACUGCCUCUUGACUCAUCUGUAA